AUGGAAAAAUCCGGAGCCCUGUCUGACGGCAAUGAUGCCAUUCCUCUGGUUAUACGGGAUGCAAUUCUCGCGACAACGGAACUGGGCCUGAGAUACCUCUGGGUGGAUUGCAUCUGUAUUCAACAAGACAAUGAAUCCGACGUAAGAUCCCAAAUCGGCAGUAUGGAUAUCAUCUAUAGCCACGCAGCAUUGACAAUUGUGGCUGCCGCCGGUGACAACGCCGAUGAUGGUCUGUCAGGCGUUAGAUCCAGACGCAGGAUGAUGCCGCAGUACACCGCAUGUAUACAGGGCUUGCAUCUGAUCGGCUCCCAAAACAAAGACCACUACAGUCAAAUCUCAGAUAGUACCUGGGCUACACGAGGCUGGACAUUCCAAGAGAAAGCCCUUUCUAAGCGGAUUUUGUACUUCACUGAAUCCCAAGCGGCUUAUAAGUGCCAGGUUACCACUUACUGCGAGGAUGCAAUCCUAGAGACUGAUUACAGACGGAUCCCUGUAGAAGUGCAUCAAGACCUUCAGCAUGAACCCCGGCUUACCAAGGGGUGUUUCGAGAAGUUUUUUCGCUACGCAAAAGAUUACACCGGCCGGGAGCUAACGUAUGAAAGCGACGUACUUGAUGCAUUCAAAGGAGCUAUGAAUCUUCUUGAGCCCCGCGUAGGAGAAUUCUUCUGGGGCCACCCAAUGGACGGUUUUGAUGACUCUCUCCUAUGGAGGCGGAGCGAAGGCCGGCGCUUAGAAACCGCACCAAGGAGCUUCCCAAGUUAG
This is a messenger RNA of Aplosporella prunicola CBS 121167, 762 nucleotides long. RefSeq lists its product as uncharacterized. NCBI's taxonomy places the organism in Eukaryota, Fungi, Ascomycota, Dothideomycetes, Botryosphaeriales, Aplosporellaceae. The record is from RefSeq and is a predicted model, not a curated record. The coding region runs from base 1 to 762 and encodes 253 amino acids. The transcript has a single exon.